Messenger RNA from Rhinichthys klamathensis goyatoka, 1807 nucleotides. RefSeq names its product CD44 molecule (Indian blood group) a (gene cd44a). Gene Ontology annotation, molecular function: cytokine receptor activity; hyaluronic acid binding. Bases 90 to 1262 code for a protein of 390 amino acids. Gene Ontology annotation, biological process: inflammatory response; positive regulation of ERK1 and ERK2 cascade; cell adhesion. Gene Ontology annotation, cellular component: macrophage migration inhibitory factor receptor complex; basolateral plasma membrane; plasma membrane. Lineage: Eukaryota; Metazoa; Chordata; Actinopteri; Cypriniformes; Leuciscidae. The transcript has 8 exons. The record is from RefSeq and is a predicted model, not a curated record.
GAGAAUCAAAGCGUUGUAAGAACCAAACCAGUUCAGGGCCAAGAAACAGGUAUACUUCCCUUCAGUUAGCACAUGACACAGUACGGACCAUGUGGACUUUGUUACUUGUGGUACUAGCUACUGGAUCACCAGCACUACUUCAGGCAGCCCCGGUUCAGGGUCACAGUGGCAGAUGCAGCUUUGCUGGUGUUCUCCAUGUUGAGGGGACCAGCCGUUACUCUCUGACUUUCCAACAGUCUUUGGAAUUGUGUCAGAGUUUAGAUUACAAACUGGCAACACAGGAACAGAUCAUUGAAGCUUACCAAAAAGGCUUGAGAACAUGCAGAUACGGCUGGAUUGAUGGUCAAAAUGUCACGUUCCUCCCACACGUUAAUGCUCCAAACUGUGACUCCAGUUCCACAGAGGUCACCUUCCACCCUAAAGCAGCAGAAUAUCUUUCUGAUGUUUACUGUUUUAACCCAUCAGAUUCAUCAAACUGUGAAUAUACUGUUAAAAGUAACUCUGAGGGUGCAACCAAUGGAAUCACGGCCACAGAAAGUGAAAAGCCACAUGAAGACAUUCUUAAAGAGGUCAAGACGGAGGGUUUUCUAGUAUAUUUGGAGGAGAUAAUGGGAAGAGUAAAAAGAGAAACUUCCCCUUUGGAUGGCAUGGAGGUCCCCAGAACAGUUCUUCCUGAUGUGGACAUGAAACCUUCUACUGUUCCUACCUUGGACACUAAAGGGCCUGCAAACAAGCCCAGUUUUGAGUCGAGCUCAUCCUCUGUUGCCCCCAGUGUUUUGUUCCCUGAUACAGAGGGGAGUGGAUCAGCAUCAGAGCCUGAGCCUAGUCAAUUCACAGUAAGGUCGAUUACCAUAGAGGCUGCUGAAAAAAAAUCCACACAAGAUACACUUGAGGUUCAAAACGUGGCUUCAAACUUGAACACCAGUUCUGAAGGUCAAGUUCGAAUCCUUCAUCCAAUAUCACCCAGAAAAGGGGAGGGACCAUCUACUUGGUUGAUAAUCUUUGCAUUCUGUGUGGUUAUUGGAGCCAUUGUAUGCAUACUUGCUGCUAUUGCCACUAGAGACAAGUGGUAUGGACCGAGACAGAGCACAAACAUCACGACUGAGGAGCACAACAAAGACUACAGUAAAACAGAAACACUGCCAUUGUCAGAGAAAGAGCAGGAGAUAGUGGCACUGAUGAGUGUUACGGCCCUGAAUGGUAAAACAGAGGACAUUACAGCUACCUGUCUGGAUGAGCAUGAGAAAGAGUAUUUAAUGUAACACAGAUUAAGCUGAUGGAGAGAAAUGGCUAACAUUGCCAGAGCCUGAGCUUUAAAUAAAGCUCUCAAAAUAGAUAAAAAUAAUAAUAAUACACAGUAUGCCAAAUAAAAAGUAUCUUUAAAUAGUAAAAAAAAAGGAUACUGUGUAGGUUUGAAAACUCUGCUGUCGCUUUUAUUUGCACUGAUGACUUUUUACUUUUUCUUUGUUUUUCAAAAAAUAGUGCAAUUUUUUCCCAUUUUGUUGCUUCAGAAUUGUUUUUUUUUUUACAUUUAAUAUUUCUUUUCCUUUUUAAAGUAUUAUUUCAAUAAUAGAAAAUGCGUAUUAUCUCUUAUUGACUGACGAUUAAGAAUGAUAUGGUGAGAAAACAUUUUGUACUGGUUUUCAUCUGUUUGUAAGUACUAUGUACUGUGUGAGAAAUUAUGCAUUUUUGAAUGUUAGACAUUGCCCUGUCUUUUAUAAAUAGAGUUUACCAUACCAUAUCCAGUUUGUAUUGCAAUGAGGCAAUUGUAAAUCUUUGCAUUUAUUAAAUUACCCAUAAAGACAUA